CUUAGCCUAGCAGGGAUUCACGUCAGCAGCGUGAUGUGUAUAUGUGUCGUCAUGGGCGCUAGGAAACCCACCUUAGAAACGACAACGGCGCUCCAACAGCCUAUCACACGCCACAUAAACCAGUGCACGGCUAGCAAACACUGGAAGGAGUCACGGCACACGGCACACGGCACGCGAACUCUAACAAACUCUCGCUAACUCGCAUAAAGAAAACGAAGCAAGGAAUAUCUUCGUAGUGAACAUUUUGAACCAACCUAUUCUUCAACUCUUUCCCUCCAACCAUGAGCAACGAAUACGCAGAAACAGGAUUUUAUACCAACAAGAAAGAGAAAUCAACGGGUUCAAUUUGCUGCAGUUUCCUGUGUAGUCACGUUGGUCUGUUCAUGGUGGUGGCUGUUUAUGCUGUUGCGGGGGCAUACAUAUUCAUAGAAAUCGAGAGGCCAAAUGAACUACAAAUGUACGAGAAGAAGCAGCAGCGAGCAGUCCAGGUGAAGGAGACCAAGGAGUAUGUGGCAGGGCUUAUGUGGUCCUAUCAGCACAUCAAGUGGCCUGACUCUUACUACCAUGAGAGAGUCACCUUGGCACUGAAUGGCCUGGAGCGGCACAUCCUGAUCAGCGUGUCAGACUACAAGUAUGACGGCACAGAGAAAGGCUGGGUGGACAGCUGGACAGUGCCCAAGUCACUCCUCCUCACCAUGACCAUUAUGUCCACUAUUGGUUAUGGUCACAUCUACCCAGAAACUGCUGAGGGCAAGAUUUUCUGCAUCUUCUAUGCCUUAAUUGGCUGUCCACUUCUCCUUAUUUUCUUGGGCAACCUUGGGAACUCCAUUGCUGAGACCUUUAUCUUCAUUUACAGUCGGAUUUGCUGCCGCUGGUGUCGCUCCAGGAGGAUCGAGGAGGAGCUGCCACCACAUGCCAGCAAGAAGCAACGUAAACUUCUGGUUGAUGAUGAAGUUGGCAAAGAAGAGUUCAUGCCUACUGAGUUUCUGAACGUACCAAUUGUCAUCAAUCUGGUACUGCUGAUGGUGUACAUCAUACUGGGUGCUGUGCUAUUCAGUUUCUGGGAAGGCUGGAACCUCACUUCAUCCAGCUACUUCACUUUCAUCACACUCUCCACAAUAGGGUAUGGAGACAUGGUACCUGGCAAUGCCAUACUUGCUGAUGGUGAUGGAAAUGGUAGCAUGCAAAUGCUCAUCUGCAUCAUCUACAUUGUCCUUGGCAUGGCACUGCUGUCUACCUGCAUCAACCUCAUGCAAGAACAACUUCUUGAAAAGUGUCACUGGCUGGCCAAGGAGAUUGGUCUCUCAAAGUCUGAAAAUGAUGGCAAGGACAAGAACAAGACAGAAAACAGUAAAAACAAACAAACAAAGAAGAAAAAUCAACCAAGCACAAUUCCAGAAGAAGGUGAACAGAGCCCCGCACCGCCCGCUGCUGCUCUACGGUCCUCCUCGGCUGGAACUCUGAGAUCAAGACGGCUGUCACAAGAUGGUGGUCCUUCCCCAUCAGCUGAAUCCACCACGCUAGCCCCACCACAGACCCUUGCUCCCAUUCAGUCUGACUCACAUUCACCUUCACCACUUCCCACCCGCUCCAACUGUUCCACUCCCAUCCCAGGAAGCCUCGAUGGCCCAGACUGAGGGAGAGUAUUAUAGAUUGAUGUGAUUGUAAGUAAAGAGUCUCACCAAGAAACAAAACUCAUUUAAACAUAGUAUUCAAAGUGAGUGCACAAAGUUAAAACUAAAUCUUUUCCAAUGAUCAUAAAAUACAACUUGAUCAUACAUGCCACAUUGUUGUCUUAUUCAUUGUUGAACAGAUUAUAGAUUUGUUAGUUCCUGAUUGAUAAAAAUGUAAUAAAUUUGUUAUUUUCAAACUGUU
Messenger RNA from Portunus trituberculatus (swimming crab), 1875 nucleotides. RefSeq names its product TWiK family of potassium channels protein 7-like. Gene Ontology annotation, cellular component: membrane. The record is from RefSeq and is a predicted model, not a curated record. Gene Ontology annotation, molecular function: potassium ion leak channel activity. The transcript is spliced from 7 exons. Gene Ontology annotation, biological process: potassium ion transmembrane transport; stabilization of membrane potential. NCBI's taxonomy places the organism in Eukaryota, Metazoa, Arthropoda, Malacostraca, Decapoda, Portunidae. Bases 282 to 1637 code for a protein of 451 amino acids.